This is a messenger RNA of Eimeria acervulina, 2057 nucleotides long. RefSeq lists its product as hypothetical. NCBI's taxonomy places the organism in Eukaryota, Apicomplexa, Conoidasida, Eucoccidiorida, Eimeriidae. The annotation marks the transcript as partial. The record is from RefSeq and is a predicted model, not a curated record. The transcript has 2 exons.
UGCUUCAUAGGGGCCCCCUUCUUCCCCUCAGGGCCCCCUCUAAGCUUUAUGGGGGCCCCCCUCCGCUUUAUGGGGGCCCCCCUCCGCUUCAUGGGGGCCCCCCUCUGCUUCAGGGGGGCCCCCCUGUGCCCUGUGGGGGCCCCCGUUUGCUGUGGGGGGGCCCCCGUUUGCUGUGGGGGGGCCCCCGUUUGCUGCGGGGCCCCUCACCCCACAGCGCUGCUGCUGCUUUAGGCGGGGGCCCCCAUGAGGGGGAUGGGGGGCCCCCUGAGAUUCCUGAUAUGUUUGAUGUAGCAGACGACUUAGACUUGCAGCGCGAAGCUGCACAUAAAGAAAUUUUAACUCUUAUUGAAGAAGAAGAAGACAGGAGGCAAGCACAGCGCCACGCAGGGCGUGCUGCUCAGCCACUUGCAGCAGCAAACAUCAGCAGCAGCAGCAGCAGCAACAGCAGCAGCAGCAAAAGAGCUACAGUGGGAGAUCGGCUCUGGCCUUUGAGCUCUUCUCAAGAUCCUGCUGCUGAAUUGUUGUCUCUCUUUGAACCCCCUGAUGCUGCUGCCGCUGCUGCAGCAGGUGGUUCUGCUGCUGCUGCUGCUGCUGCUGCACCAACAGGUUCUGGUGCUGUUGCAGCAGCAGCAGUACCUGUCGCAGCUGCAGAUACUGCCUAUUCUUUGAGUAGCAAUAAAAUAAAGCAAAGGGAAGCAGACAGCAGCAGCAGCAUUACAGGGGCCCCCACUGCGGCGCAGAAUCUGCUGCAUGGGGGCCUCUCUCUUGCUGCUGCAGCAAAGGUGCUGCAGCGCCUCGUUGCUGCUACUCCUUUGCGUGGAGAGCAUCUAAGACAAGACCCUCGCUUUAGCAGCUUAUUAGCUGUUAUAGACUGGGGCAUGCAGCAGCAAGUGCUACUCAUGGCCAGCAGCAGCAGCAGCACCAGCAGCAACAGCAGCAGCAACAGCAGCAGCAACAUGGGCACUACCACCGUCAACAGCAGCAGCAGCAACAACAGCAGCAGGGUCAGCGUAUCUGACUUGUGCAGUGUUGCUGCUUCUCUGGCUUCUCUAAAGCUGCGGUGGGGCAUAGACAAUUUGCUGCGCUCUUUGGUGCUGCUGGGGAUUAAGAGAGCAGCAGACUUCAACCUGAAGGAAGCAGCAGCCUUCCUGCUGCACCUUGCUGCAGCAGCAACACCAACUUAUAACCCAAUACAAAAGACAAUACUUCACAAAUUCAGACCCCCUCUCGCUGCAGCCUUUCGUCGAGCUGUUGUUGCUGCUGCUGCUGCUUCUGGCAGCAGCAGCAGCAGCAGCAGCAGCAACAGCGUCAGCAUCAGCAACAACAGCAGCAGCAGCAGCAGCAGCAGCGUGGAGAAGGACAGGUAUUCAGCUUUUGAGUUGUGCCGAUUGCUGCUGCUGCUGCUGCCUCUUUUUUUGUCUUUCGAUUUGCUUGGAGAUGAACUGCCGCACUGUCUGCAGCUGCUGCUCACUAACGGCCCCUGGAAGGCAGCAGCAGCAGCAGCAGCAGCAGCAACAGGAGCAGCAGCAGCAGCAACAGCAGCUGAAGCAAAUGCAGCAACAGAUGAAGUAGCUGCAACAACAACAGCUGGAGCAGCGGUAGCUGAACCCACAACAGCAGCAGCAGAAGCAACAGAAGCAGCAGCAGCAGAUGCAACAGAAACAGCAGCAGCAGAAGCAGCAGCAGCAGCACUAGCAGGGGCCAUCAGACCCGGGGAGCUUGCUGCAGCAGCAGCAGCUGCUGCUGCUUCACCGCAGCUGGAGCAAAACAAGAGCCUAUGGAAGCAUUUAAAAGAAGCAGCAAUAAAACUCAGCAAAACCCUAAACCCUAGAGAAGCAAUCACCUUCUGCACAACCCUCAACCAAGUAGAAGAAGAAUAUACACAAGUGCUGCUGAGCGUUAGGCAGCAGCUGCAGCAGCAGCUGCCGCUGCUGCCUUCUUCAAGUGUACGUGCUGCUGCUGCUCUUGCUGCUGCAGCUUCACAGAGACACCCCGAGAUGCAGCAGCUGCUGCAGCUGCUGCAGCAGCAGCUGCGGGCAAGAGCAGCAAACGAAUGA